AUGGUCGUCACAAUGUGCCGUGAGUUUCCCACGGACACGCGAGUGAUCAACCGCCAGAACCAGGUCUACUUUGCGAAAUGGCACUACAUGAAGUACUGCACGCAGGUGAUCCAAUACUCGAUGAGGAGAGGCCUGCGAUUGCGAGCAGACAUUGAGGAGCAGGGCGCUAUCGCCCAGAAGCAAGUCCUGGAGAACGUGCCGAUCUCCCCAUGGGGCUCUGGCCGGCUCACCCAGCAAGAGUUCGAGACGAACGUCCAGAAAGAGAACGGACGGCGGCCUUUGUCGAAGGUCCCCGAUCGCACGCGUUUGGAGCGAGGGGCGCUGGAGAGUCUCCUCCCGCCGCGCGCUGCCAAGCGGUGA
Symbiodinium natans is the source of this 360-nucleotide messenger RNA. Lineage: Eukaryota; Dinophyceae; Suessiales; Symbiodiniaceae. The record is from the annotation of a GenBank genome assembly.